CAACGAAGGAAAAUCAAAAUGAGCGGCAGAGGAAAGGGAGGCAAAGGGCUCGGGAAAGGAGGCGCCAAGCGUCACCGUAAGGUUCUCCGUGAUAACAUCCAGGGUAUUACCAAACCCGCUAUCCGCCGUCUGGCUCGCCGCGGCGGUGUGAAGCGUAUCUCCGGUCUGAUCUACGAGGAGACCCGCGGUGUUCUCAAGGUUUUCCUGGAGAACGUGAUCCGUGACGCUGUGACCUACACCGAGCACGCAAAGAGAAAGACUGUGACCGCCAUGGACGUGGUGUACGCCCUGAAGAGACAGGGCCGCACUCUGUACGGCUUCGGAGGUUCUCCAGCACCAGCCCCCGCUCCGGCCAAAGCCAAGGCCCCCAAGAAGAAGGCUGCCGCCAAGAAGAAGGAUGGCCCCAGCCUCCAGAAGCUCAUCACCGGAGAGAUCGCUGCGUCUAAGGAGCGCAAAGGUGUCUCCGUGGCCGCGCUGAAGAAGGCACUGGCCGCGAAGGGCGUGGAUGUGACCAAGGCAAACAAGCGCAUCAACACCUCGCUGAAGAAAUUGGUGACUUCAGGCGCAGUGAGUCAGACUAAGGGCACGGGCGCAUCCGGCUCCUUCAAACUGGCCAAGACCGAGGCCAAGCCCAAGACCGUGAAGAAGAAGGCCGCCGCUAAACCCAAGAAGCCCGCGGUAAAGAAAGCAGCCAGCCCCAAGAAGAAGGUCGCUGCUAAGAAGCCCGCAGCCAAGAAGCCCAAGUCCCCGGCCAAGAAAGCGGUGAAGAAGGCAGCAGCCCCCAAGAAAGCGGCUAAGAAGCCUGCCAAGAGCCCCAAAAAGGCAGCGCCCAAGAAGCCCAAGGCCGUGAAGAAGAGCCCAAAGAAGGCCCCCGCUAAGAAGGCUGCUCCCAAGAAGGCCAAGAAAACACCCAGAGCACAGAAAAUGGCCAGAACUAAGCAAACUGCGCGUAAAUCCACCGGAGGAAAAGCUCCCAGGAAGCAGCUCGCCACCAAGGCUGCCCGAAAGAGCGCCCCGGCCACCGGAGGUGUCAAGAAGCCUCACCGCUACAGGCCCGGGACCGUGGCUCUGAGGGAGAUCCGCCGUUACCAGAAGUCCACCGAGCUGCUCAUCCGCAAACUGCCCUUCCAGCGUCUGGUCAGGGAGAUCGCCCAGGACUUCAAAACCGACCUGCGUUUCCAGAGCUCCGCCGUCAUGGCUCUGCAGGAGGCCAGCGAGGCUUACCUGGUGGGUCUGUUUGAGGACACCAACCUGGCGGUGUCGUCAAAAAUGAGCGGCAGAGGAAAAGGAGGCAAAGGGCUCGGGAAAGGAGGCGCUAAGCGUCACCGUAAAGUUCUCCGUGAUAACAUCCAGGGCAUCACUAAACCCGCUAUCCGCCGUCUGGCUCGCCGUGGCGGUGUGAAGCGUAUCUCCGGUCUGAUCUACGAGGAGACUCGCGGUGUCCUUAAGGUUUUCCUGGAGAACGUGAUCCGUGACGCCGUCACCUACACCGAGCACGCCAAGAGAAAGACUGUGACCGCCAUGGACGUGGUGUACGCCCUGAAGAGACAGGGCCGCACUCUGUACGGCUUCGGAGGUUAAACUGU
Periophthalmus magnuspinnatus is the source of this 1586-nucleotide messenger RNA. RefSeq names its product histone H3.v1-like. Gene Ontology annotation, cellular component: nucleosome. Gene Ontology annotation, molecular function: DNA binding; structural constituent of chromatin; protein heterodimerization activity. The record is from RefSeq and is a predicted model, not a curated record. NCBI's taxonomy places the organism in Eukaryota, Metazoa, Chordata, Actinopteri, Gobiiformes, Gobiidae. Bases 19 to 1581 code for a protein of 520 amino acids. Gene Ontology annotation, biological process: nucleosome assembly. The transcript is spliced from 5 exons.